This is a messenger RNA of Solanum dulcamara, 901 nucleotides long. RefSeq names its product transcription termination factor MTEF1, chloroplastic. The transcript has a single exon. The coding region runs from base 16 to 894 and encodes 292 amino acids. Gene Ontology annotation, biological process: regulation of DNA-templated transcription. Gene Ontology annotation, molecular function: double-stranded DNA binding. Lineage: Eukaryota; Viridiplantae; Streptophyta; Magnoliopsida; Solanales; Solanaceae. The record is from RefSeq and is a predicted model, not a curated record.
ACAACUCAUAUAAAUAUGUGGAGCCACGUGAAAAAUAGACAAUGUAGAUACAUGUGGCUAAAAGAAGCUAUGUUUCUUUGCUCUUCUAUCCCAACAAAAAACAUCUUCAUCUCUGCCACAAAUAUCCACUUUUUUUCAUCUCCAAAUCCUCCUCUCCUCCUCAGAUUUCAUACUUCUCACCGUGAAAAUCUUCGUUAUCUAAAAUCUCUUGGCAUUAUCAAGCCUGGUACCAAAACCUACAAAACAACCCCAUCCCCAGAAUCCCUUUCCCAAAUUUUAUCCACUGUGAACUUCCUCAAUUCCCAAGGCUUUUCCCAAGCUGAUAUAUCGAGAAUUGCUCUUGUUUGUGACCAUGUAUUUUCUUCUGAAUUUAAUGUUGAAUCUGUAGUUGAUUUCUUCAAGUCUGAUUUAGCUGCAACCCCAGAAGAAACUCGAGGUUUAAUUCUUCGAUGUCCUCAAAUUCUUGAAUCCAAUGUCCCAUUCUGUUUGAGACCAACACUGCUUUAUCUUAGAGAACUGGAAAUUGGAAAUUUGAACUUGCCAACAAACUUAAAUGCUCAUCUUCUCAAUACCCGAGUGGAUAAAUUGCAAGAAAAAGUUAGAUUUUUGCAGGGAAUUGGGUUUUCCUAUGAAGAAUCAGCCAAGUUUUGUGCUAGAUUUCCUGCUAUAUUUGGUUACAGCAUUGAACACAACUUAUGGCCUAAGUAUGAGUAUUUGGUUGAGUAUAUGAGGAGGGAUCUUGAGGAACUAAAACAAUUUCCUCAGUACUUCGCUUUCAGCCUUAGAAACCGGAUUGUUCCUAGACAUUUGCAUCUCAAGGAAAGAAAUGUUCUAAUUCCCUUGAAAAGAAUGUUGUUGUGGAGUGAUCAAAGAUUUUAUGCUAAAUGGAAAUGACUUUUUU